Molecule: messenger RNA, 375 nt
Organism: Talaromyces stipitatus ATCC 10500
Lineage: Eukaryota; Fungi; Ascomycota; Eurotiomycetes; Eurotiales; Trichocomaceae
Exons: 4
Source: RefSeq, a predicted model, not a curated record
AUGCACGCGUUUAAAGACAAGGCCAUUAGUCCAAUUAACUAUGUCCAAAGGGUAAAAGCGCAAGCGAUUAUGGGAACAUUCCUCACCAUCGCAACUAGUGUGGUAGAGGCGGAGGCUCACAUCGCCCCUGCACAAAGCCAGAAAUUUAGAAGAUUUACCGCUCACGCUAUAUUAGGUGGCAGAUACGCUGAGAUAUUGAAAUGGACACCACUAUGGGAGGAGCGCGUACAGACCAAUAUUAGUGAAACCCCAGAAACGCACACUGUAGCGGGCAGAUUAAUGCAGAUCGUAGUGGUAGGAUUCGGUGGAGCAAUCCAGAGGAAAUCACCCCAGUAUAAAAAGCUGAAACUAAAGACCUUCUUCUUUACACUGGGC